Colletotrichum godetiae is the source of this 1173-nucleotide messenger RNA. RefSeq lists its product as uncharacterized. NCBI's taxonomy places the organism in Eukaryota, Fungi, Ascomycota, Sordariomycetes, Glomerellales, Glomerellaceae. Bases 1 to 1173 code for a protein of 390 amino acids. The record is from RefSeq and is a predicted model, not a curated record. The transcript is spliced from 3 exons.
AUGGAAGCCGCCGCCGCUGCCGCCGCCUGGGCUGUUGCCGUGGGCCUCGCCCUCAUCAACGUCACCUUUGCUUGGGUUUCCUCCUGGAUCCCGGUGUGGCUUGUGGUGGACUGUCUCGCCACGACUUGGGUCGUUUGUCACUCUCUUGUGACCAACUUCAUCCUUCCUGCUUCGCGGGAAAUGCCUAUCUGGACUGUCCGCCCUCUGCCCUCCGACCUCGUCACUGCCUGCGCCCUUCUGGGCAUUUACUUCUUCGUCGCCUUCCACACCUUCGGCUGCCUCGUGUCGGCCUGGCUGUAUUGCUCCCGGAUUAUGCGCCAUGGCUACCGGAUGCCGAAAGGCGCCCUCGUGCGCCAGAAAAGGGUGAUGCAAGCCCUGCCCGACGCCGCCGCCGCCCGCCACUGGUUCGACCUGGGGUUCCGACCCAACCUCUGCCGCCACUGCCUCCGGACCGCCGACCUGGAAGGUGGGGAGGGCCCUGGGUCGUUCCUGGAUCGGAUGUACCACGGCAAGACGAACAAGGGGGUGGACUUGGGGUGCAUUGCGUUCUUUGACCACUAUUGUUGGUGGCUGUGGGUACCCGUCUGCUUGCAGACGCAGAAGAGCUACUUGCUCUUUACGGUGUGGAUAUUGGUAUUUCACCUUUAUUCUCUGGGAGUUCUUUGCUGGCCCAUGGUCUCCUUUGGAACCAGGUGGCCGUAUCCUCCCGUUGUCGUGGCUGCUGGAUCUCUCCCCUUUGUUAUUCUGUGGGUGAAGAAGGCGCCAUUCCGGGGUCAAUGGGUUAACCAGGGACUUCGGAACCAGACGCACAAAGAGACGACGGCGUACAUCCGGAACCUCCCCCAGCAGGCUUGGCCGAUGGGGAUUGCCGGGCCUAACGGCCUGGAGCAUGUGACGGUUGGAUUUAACCCGUGGGAUCUCGGCGCAAUGGGAAACCUGCGCGCGGUGCUAGGCGACAACAUCUGGGAGUGGCCUUUCUUCUGGCGUACCCCUCGCCGGGUGCGGGAAUUCGGUGCUCACCCCGACUGGGAUCUCCCUUUCGGACCUCGGUGGGACCAAUUCAUGGAAGAUCGUGCUCUGGUUUUGCCGGAUGGUAUUAGCCUCGCUCCCCUCCCUCUCGCCCUCCGAAACGACAGUUCGCGGCGCCGACGCGGCUGGACGUCGGAGGAUUAG